Rhizoctonia solani is the source of this 1386-nucleotide messenger RNA. Its product is annotated as ERM domain-containing protein. The coding region runs from base 1 to 1386 and encodes 461 amino acids. The transcript has 6 exons. Lineage: Eukaryota; Fungi; Basidiomycota; Agaricomycetes; Cantharellales; Ceratobasidiaceae. The record is from RefSeq and is a predicted model, not a curated record.
AUGUCUCUCAGGCUCACGAGCACGCCGAUCGUGCUGAACUACUAUACGCACGGGGCGACUUUGAGGCGCAGCAGAAGAACAUCUUCACGCGGCCGAAUCGUACCUUCAGCGAUUGAUGCAUGCGAGGAUCCCUCGGUCAAGCACAGUCUUCGACUGAUGCAUGAAGACCACUUGAAGCUUAGCCGUGACGCCCAACGUGCCAAGCAGGAGCGUACUCGACAGCAACAGCAGCAGCAAGCCCACCAGCACCAAACUUCUAACCGUAGUAGCGAGCUUGAAGCCACAAUCACGAUCGACCAGGCUCCUCGGAGGAUGGGUGACUCAACCUCCUCUGUGGAACAUACGAUCGAGGAUAGCUAUAUGAUGUUAGGCGGCAGGCCCGGCGAGCACAACGAGGCAUUCGACCAGUUUUGGAAAAACCUCGAAGGAAUGCUCGAAAAUCUCUCCCAGCCAGCUGCGUUCGCCACUGCUCCCUUGGCCGGGACAUCGCCCGUAUCUCGCGAUAAGGAUGCUGUCGGCGAUGAUGAUGAUGAGGGGACGAAAGCGACGCAUCGUCCAACGAUUCGUUCUGCAUUAUCGAUGGAGGAUGAUCCCUUUGCUCCUCAGACACCCAAAAGCGCCAGUUUUGGAUCAAGCGCCAACAGUUCACCAUCUGCUAGCAAGAGAUACAAGAAAACAAGCGUUCCCGACCCAUCCAAGGCUCGCUCAGCAUACCCGCCUCCCCCGCGUAUCCAGCAGCUCGAAACAGAGAAUGCGGCACUCAAGUCCGAACUGGAAAGGGCGGUUAUGCGGGCAAACACGGCCGAACGGACGCUCAGGCAACGUGCGGGACAGGAACUUGCACUGAGGGAGAGUAUAUUAAGCGUUAGACGAGAGGCCCAGCGAGCCAUGUCGGCAACCACAGCAGCUCUCCGAACCCCGAGCUUUGCAGGUCCUCCACCCUCCCGUGCUCAGACGUUUAUUGCAUCCCAGAACCUCACGGCCCCUGUUUCGCCCGCUGUCCCAGCACCAGCGGUUGUCCCAGCUCCUGUCCCUCCUGUUCCCGUUCCGGCAGUCAAGUUGCCCGAUGUGUCGUCUCCCCGAAUCGCCGAACUAGAGGAAGAAGUUCGGCAGCUGAAAGUGGAGAAUGAGAAACUAAAAGCACAAACGACCAAAUACCGAGAACGUUGGGAAAAAAUCAAAGAAUCGGCCAAACGUAAGCGCGCUGCCAAGGGUCAAUUGGAGACAUCGAGCACGGCCAACGUCACAAUUCCCGAAGAACAAGAACCCGAGGGUGAACAGCCGGACGGGGGGCAAGAGACCCCGGCCACACCCGUGGCGGCGGGAUCGGGUCUGAAUUCGCACAGCAUACUGCGUUCGCCGGAAAGCAUCGUCGCGUCUCACUGA